AUGCCUCGUGGUCAUCAGAGUAAGCUCCGCUCCCGUGAGAAACAUUGCCAGGCACAAGGCGACACCCACAUUGCCCAGAGUGCUCAGGCCAGUGCAGCAGAAGAGGAAGGGUACCCUUCGUCUUCCUCUCCUCCUUUUGGGGGGUCUCCCCUGAGCUCCCCUGCUGCUGGAAUUCCCAGAGGCCCUCAGAGCAUCGCACCCACGAUCACUGCUGCUGUAGGUGCUUCAGGCACAAGAGCUGCUGGAGGGGCCAAGGGCCAAGAUAAGGGAGGGCCAAGUUCCUCUGAGGCCCCAGCCCCCAUUGAGAGGCCUCAAAGAGACCCUCUAACCAGGAGGCUGGUCAUGUUGUUGCAGUUCCUGCUGUACAAGUAUAAAAUGAAAGAGCCCAUUACGAAGACAGAAAUGAUGAAGAUCAUCAACAUAAGGUAUAAGGAGCACUUCCCUGACAUCCUGAGGAGAGCCUCUGAGCACAUGGAGCUGGCCUUUGGCCUUGACCUGAAGGAAGCUGACUCCAAAGGUCAAUCCUAUGCCCUUGUCAGUAAAUUGGAGAUCACCAAGGAAGAGAAUCUGAGCGGUGGCAGGGGGUUUCCCAAGAAUGUCCUGAUGGUUUUCGUGGGCAUGAUCUACAAGAAUGGCAACCGGGACAUCGAGGAGGAGAUGUGGGAAUUCCUGAACGUGCUGGGGAUCUACGAUGGGAAGAGGCACUUCAGGUUUGGGGAGCCCAGGAAGCUCAUCACCAAAGAUUUGGUGCAGGAAAAGUACCUGAAGUACCGGCAGGUGCCCAACAGUGAUCCUCCAAUCUACGAAUUCCUGUGGGGUCCCAGAGCCCACACUGAAGCCAGCAAGACAAAAGUCCUGGAGUUUUUGGCCAAGGUUAGUGCUACUGACCCCACUGCCUUCCAAGGCUUGUAUGAAGAAAUUUGGAGAGAUCGGGAAGACCAAGCUACAGGCAGAGAAUGGGCUGGGGCUGGUCCGAAUGUCAUGGCCAGGCUAGCGUCAGGGCAAAGUCCAGUAGGUCCUCCCACCCAUAGUGAAGUCUGA
This is a messenger RNA of Loxodonta africana (African savanna elephant), 1041 nucleotides long. Its product is annotated as melanoma-associated antigen B2-like. Gene Ontology annotation, biological process: negative regulation of transcription by RNA polymerase II. Gene Ontology annotation, cellular component: nucleus. NCBI's taxonomy places the organism in Eukaryota, Metazoa, Chordata, Mammalia, Proboscidea, Elephantidae. The record is from RefSeq and is a predicted model, not a curated record.